Messenger RNA from Rangifer tarandus platyrhynchus (Svalbard reindeer), 1467 nucleotides. The record is from the annotation of a GenBank genome assembly. Lineage: Eukaryota; Metazoa; Chordata; Mammalia; Artiodactyla; Cervidae.
AUGAACGCCAAGGCGGGACCCUCGGAGGUGUGGGGGACGCUCGUGCUGCUGUGCCUGGGUGCUGUGACCCUCACCUGCCUCCUGGGGCUGGGGUCCUCCCCUUCCGCCUGGAGCCGGAGCUGCCUUGAAGAAGGGCCUGCCAGGCCUGGGGGCCUUGGCUCCCCUGUGGACUGGGAUCCUCCAGGAGGGGAGGCCUGGCGGCGGCAUCAACAGAACGACUCCUGCCGGCUCGUCCUCGUGGAGAGCAUCCCCCAGGACCUGUGGCCUGCGGCGGGCAGCCCGGCCGCCCAGCCCCUGGCCCAGGCCUGGAUGCAGCUGUUGGACGCCGCCCGAGAGAGCGUCCACGUGGCCUCCUUCUACUGGUCCCUCACGGGGCCCGACAUCGGGGUCAACGACUCGUCUUCCCGGCCGGGCGAGGCCCUCCUGCAAAAGCUGCAGCAGCUGCUGGACAGAAACGUGUCCCUAGCUGUGGCCACCAGCACGCCGACCCCGGCCAAGAACUCCACUGAUUUGCAGGUCCUGGAAACCCGAGGCGCCCAGGUGCGACGUGUGCCCAUGGGAAGGCUCACUGGCGGCGUUCUGCACUCCAAGUUCUGGGUGGUGGACGGGCAGCACGUCUAUGUGGGCAGUGCCAACAUGGACUGGCGGUCCCUGACACAGGUGAAGGAGCUCGGGGCCGUCAUCUACAACUGCAGCCAACUGGCCCAGGACCUGGAGAAGACCUUCCAGACCUACUGGGUACUGGGGGCACCCAGGGCCGUCCUCCCCAAGCCCUGGCCUUGGAACUUCUCCUCCCACAUCAACCGCUUCCAGCCGCUCCGGGAUUGCUUUGACGGGGUGCCCACCACUGCCUACUUCUCGGCGUCGCCGCCUGCUCUCUGCCCCCACGGCCGCACCCGCGACCUGGAUGCGCUGCUCGCAGUCAUGGGGGCCGCCCAGGAGUUCCUUUACGCCUCGGUGAUGGAGUACUUCCCCACCACGCGCUUCAGACACCCUGCCAGGUACUGGCCAGUGCUGGACACUGCGCUGCGGGUGGCGGCCUUCAGCAGGGGGGUGCGCGUGCGCCUACUGGUCAGCUGCUGGCUCAACACGGACCCCAGGAUGUUCCCCUUUCUGCGGUCCCUGCAGGCGCUCAGCAACCCUGCGGCCAACGUGUCCCUGGACGUGAAAGUCUUCAUCGUGCCCGUGGGGAACCACUCCAACAUCCCCUUCAGCAGGGUGAACCACAGCAAGUUCAUGGUCACGGAGAAGGCGGCCUACAUAGGCACGUCCAACUGGUCAGAAGAUUACUUCAGUAGCACCUCGGGUGUGGGCCUGGUGGUCAGCCAGAGGGCCCCCGGCACCCCGCCGCGAGUGAGCACCGUGCAGGAGCAGCUGCGGCAGCUCUUCGAGCGAGACUGGAACUCCCACUACGCCGUGGGCCUGGACGGACAGGCCCAGGGCCAGGACUGUGUUUGGCAGGGCUGA